Molecule: messenger RNA, 1853 nt
Organism: Colossoma macropomum (tambaqui)
Lineage: Eukaryota; Metazoa; Chordata; Actinopteri; Characiformes; Serrasalmidae
Gene: nek2
Product: NIMA-related kinase 2
Exons: 9
Coding region: 287-1462 (391 amino acids)
Biological process (GO): protein phosphorylation; chromosome segregation
Cellular component (GO): centrosome; nucleus; cytoplasm
Molecular function (GO): ATP binding; protein kinase activity
Source: RefSeq, a predicted model, not a curated record
UGCGGUCGCAAGUAGAAAGGAUAUGAAGUGAAAUUGAAUCCCCCAUAACAAACGCUAGGGGACCUCCGUUCAAUAAUAUGGAACAUAACUACAUUAGUCCAUUUUUCUACAUUGUAAGGACGGUGCAUUUUCAGUAGGACAUUGUGUUGCUCAUACAGGUCAAGGGGAGCCUCUUUGUUUUAUAUGUGAAUGUGUCCAUCUCGUCUCCUAGUUCCUCUCCUGACUGACAGAUUUCGUCUGUUUGCACAUCUAGAUUCUGGUGUGGAAGGAGCUGGAUUACGGUACCAUGGCGGAGGCGGAGAAGCAGAUGCUGGUGUCUGAGGUGAACCUCCUCCGAGAGCUGAAGCACCCCAACAUCGUCAGAUACUACGACCGCAUCAUAGACCGCACAAACACAACACUGUAUAUAGUGAUGGAGUACUGCGAGGGUGGAGACCUCGCCAGCCUCAUCACCAAAUGCAUUAAAGACAGGAGGUAUCUGGAGGAGGACUUUAUUUUGCGUGUGAUGGCUCAGCUGGCUCUGGCGCUGAAGGAGUGUCACGGCAGGGGUAAUGGAGGCAGCACGGUGCUGCAUCGAGACCUCAAACCUGCAAACAUCUUCCUCGAUGCCAAACAGAAUGUAAAGCUUGGUGAUUUUGGCCUGGCGCGAAUACUCAAACACGAGACGAGCUUUGCUAAGACAUUUGUGGGAACUCCUUAUUACAUGUCCCCAGAACAAAUGAAUCGCAUGUCGUACAAUGAAAAGUCAGACAUCUGGUCAUUAGGAUGUUUGCUGUAUGAACUGUGUGCUUUGUCCCCCCCAUUCACAGCAUACAACCAGAAAGAACUGGCGGAAAAAAUCAAAGAGGGGAAGUUCAGAAGGAUUCCGUAUCGGUACUCGUCAGAGCUGAACACGCUCCUGUCCAGAAUGCUUCAUCUAAAGGACUACCUGCGUCCCUCAGUGGACUCCAUCCUGCAGAGCAGUUUAAUCUCCUCUUAUGUGGCGGCAGAGCAGCGGAAGGCGGAGGUAAGGCAGCGGCGGAGGUCUGACUCUGGGCAGAAUAAACAGCUGGACGCCGUUGCGGCUGAGCUACGGCUGAAGGAGCAGGCACUGCGGGAGCGAGAACGGGCUCUGAAGGAGAGAGAGGAGAGACUGGAGCAAAAGGAGCAGGAGUUGUGCAUCAGAGAGAGACUAUCAGAUGAGAAGCUUGCCAAAGCGGAGAGCCUGAUGAAAUCAUACAACCUGAUGAGGCAGCAGAGGGCGCCACAUCCACUCUAUUCAGAUGUUUUAGGUGAGAAUGAGAACACCUCUCCAGGGAAGAAGAAGGUCCACUUUGCAGGCGACAGCAAGGAGAACCUGCAGCCUGAGCAGAAGCCCACAGUCAAAACCCAGGAUCACCUGUUCAUUAAAAAGCUGCAGGCAGCCAGCACAUGCCUAGGGAACUACCCGCUGAAGAGCAGGCCAUUGCAGGGCAUCCGCUAGUCUCGUCCUGCUGGAGUUCAGGCUGGUGUAUAGUACGCCGCCCACCGUAUCAAAUGACGAAAGGCACUGCACACAACUCUAAAGAUGUUCUCGAGGCCUCCCAAAGCAGCUGCUGUCAUGCUUAUGAGGGUCAUUCCUAAAAUGACACAAGUGCAAAAGCUUGAGUGCCACUGGAGUUAAUGAUAUGCUGGAUUACAGACUAUAGACCAGCCUGUAUGGCCUAAUUGUCUCACACACACUCCUUAAAGGAGAACCCCACCAUUUUUUUAAAUUUCUGCAGAAGUCAAACUGUGAGAUGUAACCAGAGUAAUUCAGAGUGGUUUGGUGUGAAAUCGUUGAUUGUAGAGACUCAGAUUUCUUUACAUUGGUGGUGAUAGAAACCAGGGGUCAC